Manis pentadactyla (Chinese pangolin) is the source of this 8095-nucleotide messenger RNA. RefSeq names its product retinoic acid receptor gamma (gene RARG). Bases 463 to 1839 code for a protein of 458 amino acids. Gene Ontology annotation, cellular component: transcription regulator complex; nucleus. Gene Ontology annotation, molecular function: RNA polymerase II cis-regulatory region sequence-specific DNA binding; nuclear glucocorticoid receptor binding; nuclear receptor activity. The record is from RefSeq and is a predicted model, not a curated record. Gene Ontology annotation, biological process: cellular response to corticotropin-releasing hormone stimulus; regulation of transcription by RNA polymerase II; retinoic acid receptor signaling pathway. The transcript is spliced from 11 exons. NCBI's taxonomy places the organism in Eukaryota, Metazoa, Chordata, Mammalia, Pholidota, Manidae.
AUUUUCCGUGUCCCCGCCUGCAGAGUCAGUGUGCGGUUUGGGAGAAAAUGUGUCGGAUAUUUUGGGGCAGUCACGUGGGCGGGCGGGCUCCGAGAGGCCCCGAGACGGUCCCAGCCUAGAGCCCGUGCUCCCCCCCAAGCCCCCCAUUACCGCGAGCCCCUGACACUGCGACGCUCCAUCCUCGCGACCGCCCGGAGCCGGGACCUCGGGGCUCGGCGGCCUCCCUUCCCCCUCCUCCCUCCUCCAGCAUUUACAGCCCAGUCCCUUCAACCUGACCCAGUAUGUAAGAGGGACUCUCUGCAGGUGGCUGGAGGGACUCUUGGAGACCCAGUGGGCAGGCCAGGAAGGGCGGUCACAGAGCCUCCCAGGCCCGGACAGUGGGCAUGGGCAGGGACUGUGGCUGAAGACCUCUUCUGCCCACUGCAGACCCCAGGAGAUUCAGCUUCCCACACUGCAGCUGCCAUGGCCACUAAUAAGGAGCGACUCUUUGCAGCUGGUGCCCUGGGGCCUGGAUCUGGCUACCCAGGGGCUGGCUUCCCCUUCGCCUUCCCAGGGGCACUCAGGGGGUCUCCACCUUUCGAGAUGCUGAGCCCUAGCUUCCGGGGCCUGGGCCAGCCUGACCUCCCCAAGGAGAUGGCCUCUCUGUCGGUGGAGACACAAAGCACCAGCUCAGAGGAGAUGGUGCCCAGCUCGCCCUCGCCCCCUCCACCUCCUCGGGUCUACAAGCCAUGCUUCGUGUGCAAUGACAAGUCCUCUGGCUACCACUAUGGGGUCAGCUCUUGUGAAGGCUGCAAGGGCUUCUUCCGCCGCAGCAUCCAGAAGAACAUGGUGUAUACUUGUCACCGUGACAAAAACUGUAUCAUCAACAAAGUGACCCGGAAUCGCUGUCAGUACUGCCGGCUACAGAAGUGCUUCGAAGUGGGCAUGUCCAAAGAAGCUGUGCGGAAUGACCGGAACAAGAAGAAGAAAGAGGUGAAGGAAGAAGGGUCCCUUGACAGCUAUGAGCUGAGCCCCCAGUUAGAAGAGCUCAUCACCAAAGUCAGCAAAGCCCAUCAGGAGACCUUUCCCUCGCUCUGCCAGCUGGGCAAGUAUACCACGAACUCCAGUGCGGACCACCGGGUACAGCUAGAUCUGGGGCUGUGGGAUAAGUUCAGUGAGCUGGCCACCAAGUGCAUCAUCAAGAUUGUGGAGUUUGCCAAGCGACUACCUGGCUUUACAGGACUCAGCAUUGCUGACCAGAUCACUCUGCUCAAGGCUGCCUGCCUGGACAUCCUGAUGCUGCGGAUCUGCACAAGGUACACCCCAGAGCAAGACACCAUGACCUUCUCUGAUGGGCUCACACUGAACCGGACUCAGAUGCACAACGCCGGCUUCGGUCCCCUCACAGACCUCGUCUUUGCCUUUGCUGGGCAGCUCCUGCCACUGGAGAUGGAUGACACGGAGACGGGGCUGCUCAGCGCUAUCUGCCUCAUCUGUGGAGACCGCAUGGACCUGGAGGAACCUGAAAAAGUAGACAAGCUGCAGGAGCCACUGCUGGAAGCCCUGAGGCUAUAUGCCCGGCGGCGGCGACCCAGCCAGCCCUACAUGUUCCCAAGGAUGCUCAUGAAGAUCACUGACCUCCGGGGAAUCAGCACCAAGGGAGCAGAAAGGGCCAUUACCCUGAAGAUGGAGAUUCCAGGUCCGAUGCCUCCCCUGAUCCGAGAGAUGCUGGAGAACCCCGAAAUGUUUGAGGAUGACUCCUCGCAGCCUGGUCCCCACCCUAAGGCCUCUAGCGAGGAUGAGGUUUCUGGGGGCCGGGGCAAAGGGGGCCGUAGUCCCCCACCUGACCAGGGCCCCUGACUUCCUCUGCCAUGGGGGUUGGGGCUCCAGGCAGCAGACCGACCAUCUCCCGGACACUGCCAGUGACUGGGGGAGGACCUGCUCUGCCCUCUCCCCACCCCUUCUGAUGAGCUCCUUGUUUUUGCCAAAGUUUCCAGGGGUGCCUCUGUGUUCAUCCCCUUCUUGCUCUAACCAGCUCCCUCUCCAGUCUCGGGAGCCUACCCUGCUGCCACCAGGAGAGAGGGCAGAGGGAUGAUCCUGGGUUUAGACUCUAAAAUCUCAGCACUGCCCCUCAGACACCAGGGUUCGGGCUUCUUAGUGCAGGAGGAAGACCCUGCCAUUCCACAGCGCCUUCCUCUGCCAGGUGCUUAGGCCUCUGGGAGCAAAGAGGAACACUAGAGACCAAAAGAGGGGUGUAGGGGGAGGGCUGUGCUCACCUUCUUGCCCCUGCCCUUGGUCCCUCAUGCUGCGUAAUGCACCUGCUGGGUGCUGGCUGCCCUCUGUGCCCCAUUCUCGUGCCAGGUCAGGGUGGGGCAGGCUGGGCCCUGCAUUUUUGUGGGAGCAGAGGAUGAAACGGAAGGAUGCAGGUACUUUCUGCACCUCUUGGCUUGGGCCAAGGGUUUACCUUGUGCCCUCCGUGAUGAGCCCUGCCCCUAGCCUUGUCAUGUGCCUUGGGCUCCCCCUGCCCCACAUCUCAGCCACCGGGGCAGGGACUUUCCUACACUACAGAGGGGCCAGGGGAUCCCUCUGCCCCUAGUGCCUUCCCUCCUUGACCCCCAGAGCAGCUUGGCCCAGGGAGAGGGAGGUGGGCGCUGCUUAGCCAAUCCUGCCCUGACCCAGAGGAAGCCUCUAUUUAUUUAUUAGCUUUUGUUUACACCCUGGACUUGACCCCUUCCUCCAGGGGUCUUGAGAGGGGGAGCCCAGGGCCCCUGUGAACCCUCCCUUCUUCCUCCAAUCCCCAGUUUGUAUUUAGCUGCCAAAUAAGAUUCCCACUGGCUCCCCUUUUUCUCUGGGGGGGUCAGGGUGCUGUCCCCUCCCCUCUGUUUACAGCUCCCUUCCACCCCGCUGUAUCGCAUAUUGCUGAGUUUUCUAUUUUUGCAAAAUAAAGUGAUUGGAAACUCACGGAUGUGGCUCCCUCUAGGAGGUGGAAGGGGAAAUGGCCAGCUGACCUAGAGAUGGACUUGGUGAGGAGGUGAGCAACCAACCUCCUGGAGUUUGCAGCUGGUUUAGGGGAACCGAGGCAAUAGGAUGAAAUGCAUCUGGAUGGGGGGGGGUAGUCCACAGGGGCCCACCCUGAGUGUUGGCCUCCCAUAGCCACUAAGUGUGGGUUCUUAGAUUGGACCUUUUCCUCUGGGAAGGUGUGGAUGGGCCUUUGGAGGUCUUUAAGCUGCCCCCAACACCAGCGAUGUGCGUAUCUGCCUUUCGCUGGGGAGGGGUUCAGUGAAGUUUCAUUUGGAUCUCAUGAGGGUCCCUAGCCCCAGGAGAAGAGAACCACAGCUUGCACUGAAGUUAUAGUGUUUCUGUUUUAUACGAAACCCUCCAUGAACUCUCCCACCCUCUACAACCCCACCGUGAACUUAAGGAGUCACUCCGUCUUCCACUUCUGACCCCACUCUACCCCAUGACCUCCAUUCACCCUCCAUUACCCCACUGUCUCCUUCAGCCCUAAUGCUCUCAUUGCCCCUACAUGCCUUACCCUGCAAUACCCCCAACCUCAGCCCCACUGCCUUUGGCGUCUACCACUGUGUCCGUGGACUGUCUUCCUGUGGCUCUGACUUUUCCUCACUCCGCGCCCGGGCCCCGCCUUCUUCCCUGGGAUUGCACUGCCUACCUGUGCCUGGCUUUCUUCACCAAUGACCUGAGUGUGGGAGAGAGGUUGAGGAUGUGGGUGUAGGAGAGGAGAGAGGAGGGGAAAAGCAGAAGAAGAAAGUGAAAGAAGCUCCAGCGGAAACCACAGGGCUUGUAGGGAGGGUGGGGUCGUUGCCACGGUAACCCCUGGCUUUGGGGGAGGGGUAGGCUGAAGAAGUCCACCCAGAGAAGGAGCCCCUGCUCAGGCUACGCUGUUGCGCUGCUCUUCCAUGCCAGAGUGCCCCGGUGAGACUGGCACUUUGCUAGGCGCUCUGGCUCCAGCCGGUCCUUGCCCACCAGCAGGGCCCCUUCUGGUAAAGGAGAGACCUAUGGACACAGACCAUGUCCAGUUCCUCUCAAAGCUUCCCGUGGUCAAAUGUGCGCAGGCCGGGGGAGAAUAUUUUCCACCAGCCCUUCUCCCUGCCGCCUUCUUCUGUGCUCUGUGCCAGCUCCAGCUACCUUUUCUACAUUCUGCUUCUCCCGGUUCACCUCCACCCCUUUCCGAGGCUCCACCACUAUCUUGGCUCUUUGGCCCUGUCUCGUUCUGAACCUUGGCCCUGUGGCUCUCUUUCCCACUUCAGCUGUCUUGACCUUGAAUUUCUCAAAGCCUCUCCACCUCUCACCUCCAUUGCUUCUCAUGCACUGAUUCUCUUAUCAAGUCCAUAGUUUGUUCUCUUCUAAGCAAUUGAUGUGACAUCGCAUUUAAUUCUCACAGCAAUCCUCUGAGUUCCACUCUACCCAUGAGAAGGCAGCUUACCUGAGAUCCUGCCACCAAUCCCUCUAUCAUCAACCCCCUUGGCCCAGUUCCACCCCUAUCUGCUCCACCUUCUCCUAGAUCAGUCACCCCCACUACCCCCAAAACCUCCCCCCACCCUGGGGCGUGUCACUUCCUCCUCCACAGCCUCCCAGAUCAGUACACAAAGGCUGCCGCUGCCUCCGGAGGAAGGGCUGCUUUGCACGCACCUGUGAGUAUCAGGGCACCAGCCCCCCUGCCUCCUCUCAUUACCAGCCCAGGCUCCACUUGGUCCCAACCUCCUGGGAAGAGGGCUCCAACCUGAAGAUACCCAGGGUUCAGCUGAGACUUGAGAGAGGCUCUGAACUCCUUUCUGCAUGCCUAAGAUCCCCCAUCCCUUUUCCCUCCGCCAGCUUCACAAGCUCUCCUCCCACCACCUCUCUUUUGGAUCAGUUUCCCAAGAGUGGCGCUGGAGAGAGGGAAAGGAGGUGGGGGGUAUGAGUGCCAUCAUUUGAAUGCCUGCCAUGUGCCAAGGAUUGUGUCAAGGUAGGGUUCUCCCAAUAUUACUCCCAGCUGCCAUCCCUGCUGCCUAGUGGCGAGAGCUCUGCUCAGGCCUUCUCCCAUUGAGCACCUUGGCCACAGAUCCCACACUCCUGCAAGACUGUGGCCCAGUGGUUCAGUUCUGUCCCCUCCUUGUGACUCAGAGGGCAGCAAGAGUUCCGCUUGAUUUGGGAGAUCUGGACGGGUUGGGUCUGCAGCUCUGUUUCUUAGGGGCUGAGGGGGCAAUAGGGUAUGUAUUACAGUUAGAAUUGAGUCCAGGAAGGUGGACAACCAUGGAGGGAGAGAAGGGAAGACUGAAGACCCCCAAAGAAAGAGAACAGGGAUUAGGUAGAGACCACUUGUGCUAGUGGGAAGAUGGCACAACUGUCUAUGAUGAUGGUGCCUGGGUUGCAGGGAAGGAAAGCAGCAAACAAGCCAAGAGGCUGGCCUGUCUCAGUCCCUGUUCUGCCUCUUGUUCUCUAUGUGACUUUGGGCAAGUCACUUACUCCUCUGGGAUUCAGGUUUCCUUUUGUAAAAAGAGGGAGUUGAAGCAGAAAAGCCUGCCAUUCUAUGGUUAGGAUCAGAGGGUAAAAGGAAGUCAAAGAACUAUGAAGAAGUGGAGAAGAGGGAAGCAGCAAGGAAAUGUAAUCAGAUUUUUGAAUAGGAAGGGGAGAGAGAGAAAGAUUAAGAGAAGCAGGUGGCAGGUCAUGUAUCCCCAAGGAGGAGAGAAGGUAGGAGAACUGGAAGAAGGAAGGGCUGUCCAGGGAGUCCCAAGGUCCUCAUAGAGGAAAUGAGUGAGGCUUGAGAUCUCCGGGUUUGUUCUAUCCUGGAACCAGCGUGGCCUGGGGCUGCACUUGCAAGAGAUGAGUCAAAACUGGGCUUCAUGAUGCUUCAGCUUCAGCCACCCUGACCACAGAUGUGCAGAGCACACAGGGCUGAGGUUACACUGAGGCUGAGGCCAAGGCCAUCCUCUUACAGGAAGGUGGAGGCUCUGUGACCCAUAUACAUGUACACCUGAGGUCACAGGUGGUGGGGAGCAGGAUGGGGGUGGUCAACAACUUGGCACCCCACCCUUUCCCCACACUCCUUUGCACAGCUCGUGGAUCUGAGUCUAGCCCAGACUGAGCAGGAUGCAGAUGCUUCAUGACAAGGAUUUGGCUGGCCUUACUUACACACCACUGAUGGAGAUAGAAGCUGGCACAAUCCCUAAGGAGGUUAUGCCGUUAACAGUCACCAGUAUUACAAAUGGUACCUAUUUAUUGACCCUACAAAUCCUCUUCCAGGGAUUUACCCUACAGAUGUGCUUGCACACAUGUGAAAUGAUAAAUACAUGAAUUUUCAUUGUAGCAUUAUUUAUAAUAGUGAACAAUUGGAAGCCAUUUAAAUUCCCACUGUAAGAGACUAACUACAAUAUGAUACAUGCAUGCACUGGAAAUCUAUAUGGCUGUGAAAGUGCACAAGCUCUUUUCCUGGGCAGCAGGAUAUCCAUGAAAAAUAGUUAAAAGGAAAAAAAUUAAGGCACAAAACUGCCUAUAUUCUAGAAUUGUGAUGGUAGAUUUUAUUCUACUAUUUGAAGUGUGUAUAUAUUCAUAUUAGUUUGUGUAUACACAAAAUCUCUAGAAAGAUUAUAAGCAACAAGAUAAUAACAAAUGGUGGUUUAUUCAUUUGAAGUAGGUGUGUAAACUAGGGGUUGGGGAGUAGGAGUGGGAGAUUACUCAGGUCUUAUUUAGCUUUUUAAUAUUUUUGUAUUGUGGUAAAAUACACAUAAAAUGUAUCAUUUUAGCCAUUUUAAGAACACAAUUCAAUAGCAUUAAGUACAUUCAGAGUGUUGUGUAGCCAUAACCAUUAUCUAGUUCCCUAAUUUUUUCUUUACCCCCAGGGAAACUGCCUGUCCAGCAGUCAUUUCUCUUCUCCAACCCCUGGCAACCACUGGUCUGCUUUUUGUCUCUGGAUCUGUCCAGCCUGGCUAUUUCACAUAAAUGGAAUCAUACAACAUGUGGCCUUUUGUGACUAGUUUUAUUCACUUAGCAUGAUGUUUUCCAGGUUUGUCGAUGUGAUUGUGUGUCAGUACUUCAUUCCUUUUUAUGGCCAGACUGUUAUUUCAUUGUGUGGGUAUACCACAUUUUGCGUGCCCAUUCAUCAAUCGGUGGACAUUUGAAUUGUUUCUACCUUUCAGUUACUGUGAAUAGUACUGCUAUGAACAUCCAUAUACAGUUUUGGCUUGAACACCUCUUUUCAAUUCUUUUAGGGAUAUACCUAGAAGUGGAGCUGCCAAGUCAUAGGGGAAUUCUAACUCAUUUGAGGAAUCACCAAACUGUUUUCCACAGUGGUUGUAUCAUUGUCACAUUCCUACUAGCAGUGUAUGAGGGUUCCAUUUUCUCCAUACCCACAUCAGCACUUAUUUUCCUUUUCUUCCUUUUUUAUUUUUUAUUAUAGACAUUCUCAUGGUGUAAAGCGGUAUCUCAUUGUGGUAUUUGAUUUGCAUUUCCCUGAUGACUAGUGGUAUUGAGUAUCUUUUUAUGUGCUUGUUGGCUAUUUGUCUAACUUCUUCAAAGAAAUGUCUAUUUAAAUCCUUUGCCCAUUUAAAAAUUGGGUUGUCUUUCUGUCAUUGAGUUAAGAGAUCUUUAUAUAUUCUGAAUGCUUACCAGAUAUAUGAUUUGCAAAUAUUUUCUCCUAUUCUGUGGUCUGUCUUUUCACUCUAUUGAUAGUGUCCUUUGAUGUACAAAGUUUUAAAUUUUUAUUAAGCACAAUUCACUAUUUUUUUAUUGUUGCUUGUGCUUUUUGAUGCCAUACCUAAGAAUCCAUUGUCAAGUCCAAGAUCAUGAGGAUUUACUGCUAUAUCUUUUCUAAGAGUAUAUAGUUCAAGCACUUAUAUUUAGGUCUUUGAUCUAUUUUCAUUUAAUUUUUGUAUAUUUUGUGAGGAAGCAGUCUAACUUCCUUUCUUUAUGUGUGGAUAUUCAGUCAUCCCAGCACCAUUUGUUGAAGACUAGUCUCUCCUGUUGAAUGGUUUGGCACCCUUGUGAAAAAUCCAAACCAAAAGAGAUGGAUUUACUUCUGGACUUUCAGUUCUAUUCCAUACAUCUAUAUGCCUAUCCUUAUGCCAAUACCACACUGCCUUCAUUCCGGUAGCUUUGUAGUAAGUUUUGAAAGUGAGAA